Trichosurus vulpecula (common brushtail) is the source of this 1272-nucleotide messenger RNA. Its product is annotated as olfactory receptor 6S1. Gene Ontology annotation, biological process: G protein-coupled receptor signaling pathway. The coding region runs from base 1 to 1272 and encodes 423 amino acids. The record is from RefSeq and is a predicted model, not a curated record. Gene Ontology annotation, molecular function: G protein-coupled receptor activity; olfactory receptor activity. The transcript is spliced from 2 exons. Lineage: Eukaryota; Metazoa; Chordata; Mammalia; Diprotodontia; Phalangeridae. Gene Ontology annotation, cellular component: membrane.
AUGGCUAUGGGCAGGAAUCAGAGCAAUGGUGUGACUGAGUUCAUCCUGGCAGGCUUCCCCACUCUUCAUAGCAUGCAAACUGAGCUGUGUUCAAUAUUCCUACUAGUGUACCUGCUUACCCUAAUGGGUAACAUGGUGAUUAUAAGUGUGGUGGGAGCUGAUCCCCGCUUGCAGACUCCUAUGUACUUUUUCCUGGGGAACCUGUCAUGCUUGGAGAUCCUGAUCACUUCUGUGAUUAUUCCUAAGAUGCUGACUAACUUGUUUUCAGGCCAGCACACCAUCUCUUUUACUGCUUGCAUUGCUCAAUUCUAUUUUUACUUCUGCCUUGGAGCUUCUGAGUUCCUGCUACUGGCUAUCAUGUCUGUGGAUCGUUACCUGGCUGUCUGUCAUCCCUUGAGAUAUCCUAUACUGAUGCGUGGGGCCAUAUGCUUACGAUUAGCUCUGGUCUGCUGGGCAGGAGGCCUUCUCCCUGUGCUUGGUCCUACAGUGGUUGUGGCCUUGCUUCCUUUUUGUGGCCAGGAUGUGGUGAUCCAACACUUCUUUUGUGAUAGUGGCCCCUUGCUUCGCCUGGCAUGCACCAACACCAAACAACUGGAAGAGGUUGAUUUUGCUCUGGCCUCAGUAGUCAUCAUGGUCUCCCUUCUGCUUACUGCUACUUCCUAUGGUCACAUUGUUUUGGCUGUCCUUCGAAUACCCUCAGCUUCAGGCCGACAGAAGGCCUUCUCCACCUGUACCUCCCACUUGAUGGUGGUUACGCUCUUCUAUGGAAGUGCCAUCUUCCUCUAUGUCCGACCAUCACAAAGUGGUUCUGUUGGCACAAACUGGGCAGUGACAGUAGUAACUACUUUUGUGACACCACUAAUGAACCCUGUCAUUUACACCCUUCGAAAUGAACGAGUGAAGGUAGCUUUAAGGGAUAUACUUAAGAAGGGGUUAGCAACUUGUUCUGGGUUAAAAAACCGCCUAACCACAGAUAAUGUCUUCAGAGGGCGAUGUCACUUACAUCCAAUUCACCCACAAGUCAAGACAACACCCCGUCAUGUAAUUGAUUCUCUUCGAAACCUACGAACAACAGCAAAUGAAUUUCUGGUCUCGUCGGAUGAAAUGCACACUCGCUCCGACUGGACUUUUGAACACUUGUCAGAAGCUCCGCCUGUCUCCAGUAACUUGGAAAGGAAUCUGAAGCCAGAUGCUCUCUUCCUUGACCGUCUUGUGGAGAAGAAUAUGGAAGAGAAUCACUUCUGCAUGGGACCAAUAAAAUUUGGUGAAUAG